CUGGGACUAAGGAAGACAUGCUACCUUGCCCAACUCAUACUUAGUGUUAUCAAAUAAAUAUUUCAGGCUCGUGGGCUAUAUCAAUGCCAUUAUUAUAUCUAGAAACGAUUUGUAAACAAGGAAUUGUGGCUGUGUUUUACAUAACCAGGGCUUGGGAGGACCUGAUUUGGCCUGUGGGCUCUGAUUUGCUGAUCUGUACUUAAGCCUACCAAAAGGCACCAGUGGUCCUCCUUGGUCACAGCUGGCAUAGGUUUCUGUUUGUAAUUUUUCUGUAAAUUUAAAAUAGAUGGUGUUGUAGUCUGCCAUAUUUCCUGUUGUGAAAUCCUGGGUUGUGCUAGCUGGAAUGCCCCUUGGGAGGUACCCUGUGGGAAGUGUGCCCUCCUCACCUGCUGGGGGACUGAACUGCAGCUACCUGUGACCUGGUGGUCCCACUGUACAUUCGCAAAGGUCUCUUGAGACCUGGCUGAAAGUGCAUAUCCACAUUGGAAGACUAGACAGCACUCAGAGCAGACUAUGUCUAGAUCUUCUAACUCAACUUGCUAAAAUAGAUUGUUUAUUGAAAAAGCAAAUCAUAGAUCUGUAUGGUGGUAGCUUUUUGUAUUAGAAACACUGUAUGAUGUAUGUUAUUUUUUGUGCACAUGAUUUUUAUGGCGGUCAUGUGAAUACACAAAAGAAUAAAAGGCUAGAAGGUCAAUACCAAACUAAUGAGAAUCCUUGCUUGGGGAGAUGGGUGGGAUGAGCCUGGGGUUGGGGCUGAUGACUUUAGCCUUAACUAUUAUGUUUCAGGUUUUUAUAGGGAGUAUGUUUUUGUGUUUUACUGGUGUACUUAAAAUUUAAGAAUAACGAAAAAGAUAGCUUAGUUUCAGCCCAUUUAUGAUUUCCACAAUUUUCCCGGCAACUGAGGAGAUGGAGUGGGCUUGCUGGGAAGGGCCCUGCCCUCACAGCGUGCCCCAAGGUUGCUACUCUGCCCCGUCCUACAGCCCUGCUGCAGAUGAGGACGCAGCUCAGAGUGGAGGGGAUGGGAACAUUCGUUCUCAUGACUUCUAGGCCAGUGUCCCUUUUAUUUGUGGCCUGUCGCCUAUCAUUUGGGUGGUCACUAAGCAUUCCUUAUUAUCCAGUUCUAGGUAAAUAAAAUGAAGAUGACAAGGUCAAUGUUAGACAUUCAGAUGACAAGGGACCACUGAGAGGCCAGGAGAAGUUUGUGUGGUAGACAGGAUUACAGGAAAAGCUGGAUAUAGAUGGGUCAUUUAUUCUUUGUUUAAGAAUCAAUCAGUCCAUGUCCUUGCUAAUGGCUCUGCCAUCUUUCUGUGUGUUAAUCCAGGAGGAAUUUUGUUGUCAAAGAAUAAAAGGAGGUUGUCCAUAAUUGACUUUAAGCAGCAAACAGUAAAACACUGAGCUCUUCAGCUCCACCUUUCUUGCUCUGAGAAUCGGAAAACCAAGAAGGUUUUGAUGUUUUGUGUGACGCCACCUGAAUUAGAAACCAAGAUGAACAUAACCAAAGGAGGUCUGGUGUUGUUUUCAGCAAAUUCUAAUUCAUCGUGUAUGGAGCUUUCAAAGAAGAUUGCCGAAAACAAGAGUACAAAUUCAAGAGUCUGUGAGAGGAAAAGAUGUUUUUAUCAUCCAGACAGUUUCAAAGGAUGUGAACACCACCAUCAUGGAACUCCUGAUCAUGGUGUACGCGUGUAAGACCUCUUGUGCCAAGAGCAUCAUCGGUGUGAUCCCCUACUUCCCUUACAGCAAGCAGUGCAAGAUGAGGAAGAGGGGCUCCAUCGUCUCCAAGUUGCUGGCCUCCAUGAUGUGCAAAGCUGGUCUAACUCAUCUUAUUACUAUGGAUUUACACCAGAAGGAAAUUCAGGGCUUCUUCAAUAUUCCUGUUGAUAAUUUAAGAGCAUCUCCUUUCUUAUUACAGUAUAUUCAAGAAGAGAUUCCGGAUUAUAGGAAUGCAGUCAUCGUGGCCAAGUCUCCAGCCUCAGCCAAGAGGGCACAGUCUUUUGCCGAGCGUCUGCGUCUGGGAAUUGCAGUGAUUCACGGAGAAGCACAGGAUGCAGAGUCAGACUUGGUGGACGGACGCCAUUCCCCGCCCAUGGUCAGGAGUGUGGCUGCCAUCCACCCCAGCCUGGAGAUCCCCAUGCUGAUUCCUAAAGAAAAGCCCCCAAUCACAGUUGUUGGCGACGUUGGAGGAAGGAUUGCCAUCAUUGUGGAUGACAUCAUUGAUGAUGUUGACAGCUUUCUCGCUGCAGCAGAGACCCUAAAGGAGAGAGGUGCAUAUAAGAUCUUUGUGAUGGCAACUCACGGCCUACUGUCUUCUGACGCCCCUCGGCUGAUUGAGGAGUCCGCUAUCGAUGAGGUGGUGGUGACCAAUACAAUUCCACAUGAAAUCCAGAAACUCCAGUGUCCGAAGAUUAAAACUGUGGAUAUCAGCAUGAUCCUGUCAGAAGCAAUCCGUCGGAUUCACAAUGGGGAGUCCAUGUCCUACCUUUUCAGAAACAUAGGUUUAGAUGACUAAGAGCUCUUCGUUUUUAAAAUUCCCCAGGGCCAAACUGGAAACCUGUGAGUGAUGCCGUGAGGGCACGUGCUCAGUGGGUGUGUCCCACAGGAAUGCUGUGCUCUGUCCUCCUGCCCCUGUGCCCUGUCUUCUCAUUGAUUCCUAUGAAGAUAGACCAACUUUCUACGUCAGUUUGGGUGUUUGUGGGUUUGGGGGACAAUUUUUAUAAAAUAAAUACUUUAUUCUCCUCUUAAAUAAGAUCUGGUGUUUUUUUAGUUUAUUUAAAAAUAACUUGGAGUAAGAUUUUUAAGCUCACAAACAGCCUUUUUCCAAAGUUGCUUGAGCCAAAUGCUUUAAAAAAGGUACUAAAAUGGUCUACUGUAUGAUUCCUAUAGUUGAAAAGCCGAAAAGUUACACUGUUGAAUCCAGUAAAUGACAUUUUUAGAAAUGCUUUUAUAGCAAGCCUAUGGAAUAUGUGAUUGUAUUUAUUUUCUGCAACUGGAGACAGAGUAAACUCUUGUGUUUUUGUGUGUUUUU
Messenger RNA from Otolemur garnettii (small-eared galago), 3022 nucleotides. RefSeq names its product phosphoribosyl pyrophosphate synthetase associated protein 2 (gene PRPSAP2). Gene Ontology annotation, biological process: purine nucleotide biosynthetic process; 5-phosphoribose 1-diphosphate biosynthetic process. Lineage: Eukaryota; Metazoa; Chordata; Mammalia; Primates; Galagidae. The transcript has 10 exons. The record is from RefSeq and is a predicted model, not a curated record. Bases 1655 to 2506 code for a protein of 283 amino acids. Gene Ontology annotation, cellular component: cytoplasm; ribose phosphate diphosphokinase complex. Gene Ontology annotation, molecular function: ribose phosphate diphosphokinase activity; magnesium ion binding.